CGAUUCUUGGCUUUCAGUCACCUGUUAAGGCCCAAACGCUGCGAACGUCGACGGAGUUUUUCCGUGAAAAUUCGAAAGAGGGAAAAUCACGAGAAGAAAUAAACCAAAUUUGAAAACCGCGCGCUAACUGGUAGAGAAAAAACACAGAAUUCGAAUAUAAAACAGGGAAAAAAUAAAAAACGGAUAUAAAGGCAUUUCAAGCGUUUGGCAUUUUGUCAACCAGUAAAGGGCCAAGUGACGAACAAAAAAAAAACGAAAAAAAGUACAGGGAGAGGCACACAAGUGGCUGCAACAAAGGGUCUCCCGAACCACCAAACCCGCGACCUCUGACACCCCCAACCCAACAACCAAAAAAAAAAAAAAAUAAAAAAUAUAAAAGAAAAUCUACCUUUGGCCGGAAAACGCUUGUUUCAGCACGCGAGCGAUAGAGACGGGACGACUGCGAGGGAGGCAGACAGGGACAAGCAGCAAGAGCAGCAACAACAAAACAAACAGCUCUAUGCCGGCACCAAGAUGAGACCAGGCCGAACGACAAAAGCUAUAUCAGCAGCGACCACGCCCCUGCUCCUGCUACUUCCACUAAUCCUGGGUAGGGUCGACUUGGCCCACGCACAGUGUCCUUGGCAGAGGGAUGUGCCUGACCUGCAGACAAGCUGCAUCUGUGCCUACAAUCUGGGCAGGGAGCUAUCCGUGCAAUGUGAUCAGGUGGACUUUCCUCAACUUCUGGAGGCGAUGAACACUCAUGCACGACUGAAGCCAGUGGAUUUGCUGUACGUCAACAACUCCACGAUUUCAGAGCUCCCUGAGGCCAUUUUCAGCAAUUUGAGCCUGCACAAUGUGCAACUCUCAAGCUGUGGCAUUCAGAGGAUAUCGUCGGGUGCCUUCAAGGGGCAGGAAUCAGUUUUGCGGAAUCUCAAUCUGCAGGAUAAUCUACUGGCCGAUGUGCCAGUGGAGGCACUAAAAGUUCUGGGCAAACUGAACCUGUUGGAUUUGUCAAAAAAUCAACUCACUCACAUACCCGACGAUGCCUUUGUGGGUCUGACAAAGCUGUCAACGUUAAAGUUGAACGAUAAUAAUGUUACCCUGGCUAGCAAUGCAUUUAGGGGACUGGAACAGAGUCUCAAGAACCUAAAUCUGAAGGGAACCAAACAACGAAAGGUGCCAGAGAGUAUUAGGGGUCUAAAGAGCUUGGCCUUUCUCGAUCUCUCACAGAAUGGCAUCAAAGAGCUGCCUGGAUCGGGUGGUAUACGAGUUUUCGACGGGCUUGAUGCUUUGACUGCCUUGAAUCUGGAAAGGAAUCUAAUCCAGAGCAUUGGUGAAACAGCAUUUGCAGGUGUUCGGAAAACAUUGAGUUCAUUGAGUUUGCUCAACAACCUGCUGGCCGAAUUUCCCAUUGGUGCUGUUCAUUCGCUGAAGGAGCUUCGCGUCCUGGAUAUUGGCUUCAAUCUGCUGACCACUCUACCGGAGGCUGCCUUCCGGGGAAAUCCGGGCAUCACACUGCUAGCCUUGGACGGAAAUCCACUGAGCAGUGUGCCCGAAGGCGCCUUUGCCCAUCUGAAUGCCACACUGCGUGGACUUUCCCUCGGAGGCAGAUUUCUCCACUGCGACUGUAAGCUGCGAUGGGUGGCCGAGUGGAUACGGAAUGGUGACUUGCAGGUUACAUCUCGCGAACGGAAUCCCCAGUUUUGUGGCACCCCACCACGUUUCCGGGACCGAGGCUUCUACUCAAUUCAACCAGAGGAGCUGAGUUGUCCGGACAUUGCCGAUGCCGCCCUCCGGGGACCCGUCGGCCUGGCCGAUAACCUGAAGCCAACGCUACCCUCCUCCCCCGAUUCCGUGGAAUAUGAAACAGGCACGGGCACGGGCACUGGCACGGGUACAGUGGGCACUGGAACAGCAGCCUCAGCUCCGGUGACCAGCAGUGUGAGCAGCAGCUCCAUUUCAACAACAACGACACCCACAACAACCACAACGAUAACCACAACGGAGCCAACGACCAGGCGAAGCACGACUCGUCUACCCACCAAGUCAACUACAUCGACAUCAGCCACCACAGCAUCACCAGCUUCGAAUCUCUCUGUCAAUGGAACAGGCACAGUUCAGGCUACAUCUAUCACCACAAGCAGCAGUUCCUCCUCAUCCACAUCCACGGGUCAUGGAAAUGGCAAACAGGCACCCGGAUGGCGACAAGGAGUGACCAAUGGCAAUAGCAAUAAUGCAGGCACAGGAGGUCUUCACAAGCCACAAAGGCCGCCACUGGUCCUAGGUUAUCCACCUCAAAGGGGUACUCGAAUCGACGAUGCCAAUGAAGUGCAGGUGAAGCACGCUUUCCGUCAGGAUAGUUCCGUGAUCAUCCAAUGGGAUUCGGACACAGCGAAUAUCCUUGGAUUCCGUGUUGUAUAUCGACUGUUCGGUGAGAAGGCCUUUAAGCAGGGACCACCAUUGGAGUCCAGUGAACGUGAAUUCAAGAUCAAGAAUGUUCCGGCUCAGGAGUGCAUCAUUGUGUGCGUCAUCUCGCUGGAAGAACUGCAUGUGACCCCAGAAACUGUGCCCUAUCAACAGUGUCGAGAAGUUCGGACUGUUGCCUCGCAGGCUUCCAAUAUGGACAAGAUAACGAUUGCAGCAAGUGCGGCUAUUUGUGGCACCAUCAUUGUGGCCGUGAUUGUCUUCAUUGCUGCCAGCAGACGCUCCCGCAAACUGCAGAACAGCCAGCAGAAGAGCCCGCUGCCAAUUGGAGGUCUGCCCGUUAAUUGCUGCGGUCCGACCGGUUCACCGGGACCACUUGGCUCCAUUGCAACGCUAUCGGCAUUUAACAAUCACAAGGAAUGGGAUCAAGUGUCAGCCUACAGUGGUCGUUCGAUACCAAGACCCCGGAUCUAUCCAGUAGAACAGCCAGAUGAUAUGCGUAGCCACUUCUCCGGAAUGCCUGGCAAAGUGGGCAAAUCAAGUAGAUCCUUGGCGGAUGGACAGUCGCAGCACAGUUUUUCGAAUAAUUCGCAUCGUGGCUAUUUGGGGAGUGCCUUCCCAUCGAAUUUGGUAAAUUCCAGGCCGGAAUUGCGACAAUCCCGGCAAUCGUUGGCCGCUGCCUCGGAACGAAUGUCCCGGGCAUCGUAUGCGGGCUCAAUACAUGGAGGCGGAAAUGGAGGAGGCGGUGGCCUUGGCGGCAAUGGUAACGGUAAUGGUGGCAAUGGACUGCCCGUUAGCAGUCUGAUGGCCAUGAGCGGUAUGGUGGGCGGUGGCGGACCAGCAAGCAUUGCCUCUAGCGCCCGAAGAUCGCGACCGCGAUCCAGAUCACGCGAACAGCUGAACGCCACCCACAUACAUAACCAUCGACCGGGAAGUCGGUACUCGCAGGCGGGAUCGACGCAUACGCUGAACAACUAUUGCGAUACAUCGGACAAUUGGACGGAUCACGACAUGGACAUCUAUAUGGCCCGAAAUCCGACGACGCGAAACGGUUUAGUGCCAUUAUGAGGGCGACUU
Messenger RNA from Drosophila eugracilis, 3483 nucleotides. It is a transcript of the gene haf, whose product is annotated as leucine-rich repeats and immunoglobulin-like domains protein 3. The record is from RefSeq and is a predicted model, not a curated record. Bases 514 to 3474 code for a protein of 986 amino acids. Gene Ontology annotation, molecular function: protein binding. NCBI's taxonomy places the organism in Eukaryota, Metazoa, Arthropoda, Insecta, Diptera, Drosophilidae. The transcript has 10 exons.